Nicrophorus vespilloides is the source of this 1490-nucleotide messenger RNA. Its product is annotated as GMP reductase 1-like. The record is from RefSeq and is a predicted model, not a curated record. Gene Ontology annotation, molecular function: GMP reductase activity. The coding region runs from base 127 to 1164 and encodes 345 amino acids. Gene Ontology annotation, biological process: nucleotide metabolic process. The transcript is spliced from 6 exons. Gene Ontology annotation, cellular component: GMP reductase complex. NCBI's taxonomy places the organism in Eukaryota, Metazoa, Arthropoda, Insecta, Coleoptera, Silphidae.
ACAGCCUUGCAUGUUCAAUCCGUGACAGUCCAAGUCCGGUGCAAUCCAGUCCUUUCGCGUCGCGACUGAAAGAGUACAUCGAGAGUAAACACAGCAGGUCGCAGCAGUACAGAGUCUGUCUGCAGGAUGCCGAACAUCAUCAACGAGAUCAAGCUCGACUUCAAAGACGUCCUGCUGAAGCCUAAAAGAUCCACACUGCGGAGCCGCAACGAUGUGAAUCUAUUCAGGUCAAUUACAUUCAGGAAUUCGAAGAGGACGUACGAAGGCAUUCCGGUGAUGGCGUCCAACAUGGAUACUGUGGGAACGUUCGAGAUGGCCAAGGCCCUCUCUAAGCACGGCCUCUUCACGACCAUCCACAAAUACUACAGCCUGGAUCAAUGGAAGAAGUUCGCCGACGAGAACCCCGAUUGUCUGAAGAACAUCGCCUGCAGCUCGGGAAUGGCAGCGAUGGACUUUGAGAAACUCUCCGAAGUGUUGAACGCCAUCCCGGACAUCUCCUUCAUCUGCUUGGACGUAGCGAACGGAUACUCGCAGCACUUUGUCGAGUUUGUGAGGAAGGUGCGAGCAGCUUUUCCCACGCACACCAUAAUCGCAGGAAACGUUGUGACUGGAGAGAUGGUGGAGGAGCUGAUACUCUCCGGGGCGGACAUCAUCAAAGUCGGUAUCGGUCCAGGAUCUGUCUGCACAACCAGACUGAAGACAGGAGUGGGCUACCCUCAGCUGUCUGCAGUCAUCGAGUGUGCUGACGCUGCCCACGGCCUCCAAGGACACAUUAUUUCCGACGGCGGUUGCACGUGCGCCGGCGACGUGGCCAAAGCCUUCGGGGCGGGCGCCGACUUCGUCAUGGCAGGAGGAAUGUUUGCUGGUCACGACCAAUGCAGCGGUGAACUCAUCGAGAAGGAUGGCAAAAAGUUCAAACUGUUUUACGGGAUGUCUUCCAGCACGGCGAUGGAAAAACAUGCAGGUAAAGUCGCAGAGUACAGAUCGUCAGAAGGAAAGACUGUAGAGGUUCCCUACAGAGGUGACGUAGAGGCUACAGUAUUGGAUGUUCUUGGUGGCCUCAGGAGCGCCUGCACUUACACCGGCGCUGGCAAACUGAAAGAGCUUCCGAGGAGGGCGACCUUCAUCCGAUGCACCCAACAAUUAAACACAAUUUACAGCUAGUCACAAACUGGAGCACAAUUAUUAUAUGAUCAACGCGGGGAGGGUUGAAAGACUAUUUAUUAAAAACGCGAUCGCACACAACUUUUAUUUCCUCUCCAUUCAAUUGAAACGAAUUACUUAUUAAUGCAGAAGAGAUCGCUAACGGAAAAACACCAACUUCAGGGAUUAUUCUUGUAUUGUUUUAAUUAUUUAUUUAAGAUGGAUGCGUGAUAGAUUGAUUCAUUUGUUUCUUUUGAUUGAUUAAAUUGAUUAUUUUGUGAACGUUAAAGCGAGAUUUAGUGUGAUUCAACUACAGAAGAAAUAAAGAUAUAUAAAUAACCUGAUAA